GUAACAAAACAAUCGGCGAACAAAGGGCAAGCUAAGAGCAAAGGUUUCCUUCCCGUCCUGGACUUCUCAAAGACGCGUCGCGGCACAGAUGUUGAGCACUCCACGACUGGAGAACACGCAAUUUCCAACCCCCUUCUGAGCGGUUCGAACGAUCAGGCGCCUAGGAGCUCGAGACGGAUGCCUUCGGCCAGGCAGACUGCGGCAUAUGGUGCAGGGGGCAGCAGUGGCCUGAGAAAGCCCCUCCACUCCAGGACGACGUCGAUCGAGCGAACCCCGCAGGCGGGCACGUAUCCUGCCAGCACCAGCACCUCGCAGAGCGGCUCAGGGAUGGCCGCACCAUCGGGGGGGUCAUCUUCUAGCCGAUACCAGCCACCGCAGCUCCGUUCGGGUGGAGCAUCACUACGGUCGAGGUUACAGUUGUCUCAGGGAGGGGAGGGUAGUGAGCAGACCAGCAGCAACGGUGGGAGCAGGCGGCCUGUCAUACCCUCCUUGAGCUUUGCCAAGCAUGAGGGCCUGGGAUUUGGCUCCUCGGGUGGAAUCGAUGAGUGCAAGAGCGCACGCCUGGCCACGCUGCCCUCCGGGGGUGGCCACUCGCGUACGCAUUCCACGCACCCAAUGCCGCGGCUGACACACCAGGCACCCCUGACAGCGAGGCAGACAGUGGCUGCGGGUGAUGGGGCGUCAAGGCCUGGCCACAGCAGGUUGCCGUCAUCCAUAUUGCACUGCGGGCCACUCACCUCGGCUCAGGUUCUCAGGCGCUACUCUGAGUACCUGACGAACUAUGAGCAGAGCGAGAUUCUUGAGUACCAGCAUGUAUAUUUCAUUGGGAAGAGUGCCAACAAGAUCAAAGGGAACCCACACUCUGUCCACCUGAACCAUGGGUAUGAUGAUGAACGUGGCGACUACCACACAGUGCUGCAUGACCACAUUUCAUAUCGUUAUGAAGUGCUGUCAGUCUUGGGGAAGGGUAGCUUUGGCCAGGUGUUGAAAUGUUACGAUUACAAGACCCACACCCUGCAGGCUGUGAAGAUCAUUCGAAACAAAAAGCGUUUCCAUCAUCAGGCACUGGUGGAAGUGAAGGUUUUGGAGAUGCUGAGGCAGAGGGACUCAGAUGACGGCCGCAAUGUGGUGCACAUGCAUGAGUACUUUUACUUUCGGAGCCACUUGUGCAUAGCCUUCGAGCUCAUGUCGAUAAACCUCUACGAGCUCAUCAAGCAGAACAACUUUCAGGGUCUCAGCCUGGGGUUGAUCAGGCGUUUUGCUGUACAAAUCUUGGUGUCACUGAAGUUCCUUCGCUCUCUGCGCAUCAUCCACUGUGAUCUGAAGCCAGAGAACAUCCUGCUCAAGCAGCCCAACCGGUCAGCGGUCAAGGUCAUCGACUUUGGGAGCAGCUGCCUGGAGGAUGAGCGACUUUAUACAUACAUCCAGAGUCGGUUUUACAGGGCACCCGAAGUUAUUCUGGGCCUGCCUUAUGGGACAGCCAUUGACAUGUGGAGCCUUGGCUGCAUUCUUGCCGAACUGUACACAGGUUAUCCAAUAUUUCCAGGUGAGAAUGAGCAAGAGCAGCUGCUGUGCAUCAUGGAGGUCCUCAGCGUCCCUCCUCGGACCAUGCUGGAGGGCUCGUCCAGGUGCAAGCUGUUCUUCGACUCACAGUUCCGUCCCCGAAUCGUGGCCUCCUCCAGGGGCAAGAAGCGCCACCCAGGCACCAAGGACCUUGCCAUGAAGCUGCGCUGCAAGGACCGCAACUUCCUGUCGUUCCUUGAGGGCUGUUUCAGGUGGGACCCACAACAGAGGACGACACCAGAAGAGGCUCUGCUGCACCCAUGGAUCACAGACCAUGUGCCGCCUGCCACCCAUCGUGCCCACACCUCAUCGUACUCCCACAAGUACAGCCCAUCUGAAGCUGCAGCGCUGUCGGCAGCAAAGUUUGGUUGGCGUGGUGGCAAUGUCGACUCCAGCAUCCCCAAUUCCCGCAUCCCUUUCCGGCAGUCACCGGCCAACCAGUUGCAGGGCAGCAGCACCUCACGCACGAUCACUGGCCACCGCCGGCAGCACUCUGUGGACCACAGGGUCCAUGAACCAAACCCGCAGAUGCCACCAAUGGAGACCAACUUCCUGCCGCGCUUGCUGUCCCUGCAGCAGCAAUAG
Molecule: messenger RNA, 2148 nt
Organism: Ostreobium quekettii
Lineage: Eukaryota; Viridiplantae; Chlorophyta; Ulvophyceae; Bryopsidales; Ostreobiaceae
Source: the annotation of a GenBank genome assembly